AUGGAGUCAGGCUUCUUACAAGCCUUCACUGAAGAACUCAACUGCUCUAUCUGCCUGAGCUACCUUACAGACCCAGUCACCAUAAGCUGUGGCCACAGCUUCUGUCGAGCCUGCCUCCACCUUUCCUGGGAAGACGGUCUCUUCCCAGGCCAGUGUCCUUCAUGUAGGGAGCGAACCAAGCAGAAGGAGGACUUCAGAACCAACAUUGUUCUGAAGAAGCUGGUGUCCAUCGCCAAACAAGCCAGCCUCAUGAAGUACCUGAUUUCGGAGGAGAAUAUGUGUGUGAUCCACAGGGAGCCCAAGGGGAUCUUCUGUAUGGAGGCCAGGAUCUGCCUCUGUCAGCUCUGCUCUGACUCCCUCAUGCACAGAGGUCACAGACACUCUCCCAUUGAAGCAGCUGCUGAGGGUGAACUGGAGAGACUUCUAAAACAAAUGACAUCUUUACAGGAGAAGAUCCAAAAAAUUAAAGAGAAUCUAGAGGCAGAGUGCAGAAUGAAACUUUUGUUUAGAAACUUCCUGGUUAUGAGGGAAGACAUGAUCAGGACAGAGUAUAGGAAAUGGUGUGCAGUCCCACAUGAGCAGGAAGAUCAACAUAUUGUGCUCAUGAAAAAUGAAGGCGAUUGUGUUUUAGAGAAACUCGGAGAAAGUGAAGCCAUGAUGAUCCAAAAGAGAAAACAACUAAGCGAAAUGUUUCAGGAACUCAUGGCGAUGUCCCAGGAGCCAUAUGUGAUAUUACUCCAGAGUUUGGAUAAUAUAUUGAGAAGGAGUGAGGCAGUGGAGCUGAGUAUACCCCAAGCUAUGAAACCAGAACUCUCUGCCCUCCCCAUCACUGGACUGACUGAAAGUUUCAACCACUUCAAAGUGCACAUUUCCUUUGAAAAACUACUUGAAUUGCAUUGUAAGAAGAACCUAUUUAAUGUCAUGAGAAGAGCCAGCUUCGAACUUCACCAUCAGUAUACAUCUGUGGAUCCUGCUGGACACUAUUUGGCCUCCUGGGGAUCACGGAACUUCAUCUCAGGGAAAUAUUACUGGGAACUGGAUUUGAAGGACUCUAGUGACUGGGCUGUAGGAGUCUGUACCAAUUCCUGGUUAAUGAAUAGAAACAAAGAAGUUGAAACUGAGGGUGCAUUUCUUCUUUUCUGUAUGAAGGAGGGUAGUCAUUACAGUCUCCUCACUACAAACCCAGUAAUCCAUCACUAUAUAGAGAAGCCACUGGACAAGAUUGGUGUGUUCCUUGAUUGUGAUUCUGGAUAUUUAAGUUUCCUGAAUAUUGCCAAGAGUUCCCUCAUAUACAGAUAUCCUCAUAAGACUUUUAAGUACCGUGCCUGGCCUUUCUUCUCCUAUGGUCAAAUAAUACCAUAG
Molecule: messenger RNA, 1362 nt
Organism: Microtus oregoni (creeping vole)
Lineage: Eukaryota; Metazoa; Chordata; Mammalia; Rodentia; Cricetidae
Product: tripartite motif-containing protein 43B-like
Exons: 1
Coding region: 1-1362 (453 amino acids)
Molecular function (GO): protein binding; zinc ion binding
Source: RefSeq, a predicted model, not a curated record